Molecule: messenger RNA, 342 nt
Organism: Strongylus vulgaris
Lineage: Eukaryota; Metazoa; Nematoda; Chromadorea; Rhabditida; Strongylidae
Source: the annotation of a GenBank genome assembly
AUGCUACUAGCGGGAUCACGCCACAACGUCUCCUGCGCCAUACGAUUCUCCGAGCCGCCAGUAUCCAUAGAAGCCCGAGAUGAGCUUAUGCGACUCGUAAGACAAUUUUUGCAGAUCCCAGACGAGGGGCUCCUUCCAGUCAAAGUAUUUUCUAUUAACUCUCAGGAACAGGCAUGGCUGGACGACAGAGCAGGUCGAAUCGACAGUUUCCACGAUGACAAUACAACAGCGAAACACAAGAGGUCCAAGCUGUUCAACGUUUCCUGUUCCGUACAGCCGCUGUCAAUUCUCUCUCUGACGAUCGUCAAUCUCACUGGGUUACAGCUGAAAUCCCUAAUAUGA